CUGACGAUCGUAGGCCCGAGGCGCACCAGCAGCAGCUACCACCACCACCACCGCCACCGCCGUACACCUCAGCCUCCGCCGCCGCAGCCACGUCGCCCGUUAAACUUUUUGAAAAGAAAAAAACCGAAACGGACCGGCCCGAGCGCUGUCGCUGUAAUAAUAUUAUUAAUAUCGUUAUAUCCUCCGACGGCGGCCGUCCGGUGCCGAGUUCUUUCGUCGUUUUGUCGCCUUUCACAGUGUUUUUCUCGUUUUUCAUUUUAUCGCGAUUUGUUUUCUCGGCUUCCCGCACCACCCGCGAGAAGCGUAAACGACAACGACGACGACGACUGAACUUUCCGACGGUUGGUGUUGUCGCGGACGAAACGAUGUGGCGUUCGCCGGUCGUCGGUCUGUGCAACAGCAGUAGUCGCAGUUGACAUUUUGUAAACAUUUAUACUAUCUGCUCAAUACAUUUAAGUCAGUAAAUAACAAGUGAUACAAUGAGUUCAUUCAAUGAUAGGAAGUCAAUUCAAGAGGUGUCAUCACCAAUGACAAAUUUAGCUAAUUGUCUUGGAACAUCACUGACAGUCAGACGUAGACUAACUUUAUCCGAAUCCAGUGAAACUCCGAAAAAAUGUUAUGAUAACAUACUCCACGAUCACGAUAUAAACAGCUCAUCAAAUACCAGAUUAUUCAAAGGAAGUUCAAAAAUUAUUAAUGAUAGUCCUAUGAAAUGUUUGAUGCUUCAAAAAAUGAUAAAUAGUCCAGUUGAGAAGGAAAACACAACUAAAUGUGCCGAUGUAAUAGUUUCUAAAACAAUGUUAUCACCAUCUCAGUCAAGUCCAACAUUUUUGAUGCACAGUCGUAAUACAAGAGGUCGUCACCCGUUGGAAGAUCAUGAUCCAAAUUCACAAGACAGUGGUUUUUUUUCCGUGCUCUCUGAAGAUUCCAGAUCAUUAACCAGAUUCGAACCCAAAAAUGUAAUUGAAAAGAAAAAUUCUUCAUUGACUGUUUCUCGGUCAGAUUCAAUUGCUUGUCACAAAGAAAUCUCAGAAAUAGAUGAUCCAUUUGUAGACAAUGUUAAUUCUCCAGCAAGAUUGUCUCAAGAUUCACUUCCAACUGAAUUCAAUGCUUUGAUUGAUGGAGAUAUUUUUGCGUUACAUUCACCGGUAAUAAAACCUAUUGUAAGACGAAAAAAUUCUAAGUAUGCUUCAGAGACACCUCGAAAAAUUGAUUUAGUUAAAAACGCUGAUGUUGUGAAAAAACGUAAAUUAUUUAAUGAUUUUGAAUGUCCGUCAGAGUCAUCAAUUGUAUCCAAAAGGUUAAAACCUAAUGUUGAUCUUUCAAUGUCAUUUAAUUCUCCAAAAUUAGACACCGGAAAUACAUCUUUAACUGCUCCUGUAUCACAUAAAAAAACUACACUCUUUGACUAUGGAUUUUGCAAAAAUAGUGUUUCCAAGCUACAGAGAUCAUUUUCAACUAAUGAAGCGACUAUAAAAGCUGCAUUUGAGAAAGAGGAUAAUGGAUCAAAUUUAAUUGGUGACUUCAGUCAAUCAUUUAUAUUGCCUUUGUUAUCAUUUGCUCGUCAUGCAGAUCUCCGUAGCAUAUCUGCUGAUACAUUAGCUCAUUUAUUGGAAGGCUCAUUCGACGAUUGUAUUGACUCCUAUCUAAUUAUAGAUUGCCGAUAUCCUUACGAGUAUGAAGGUGGUCAUAUAAGAGGUGCAAUUAACAUAUUUACUAAAGAGCAACUAUUCAAAGAUUAUACCGAAAACAAGUUGGGUAAAAAAUCUCAUAAAACUGAUAAAAUUAAUGCAAAGAGAAAUGUUUUGAUAUUUCACUGUGAAUUUUCAUCAGAAAGAGGUCCAAGUCUGUCACGAUACCUGCGUAAUGCAGAUCGUCAAAAAAACAGUAUGUGCUACCCUUACUUGGACUAUCCAGAAAUGUACUUGCUCGAUGGUGGAUAUUGUAAGUUUUUCAGUCAACACAGUCACUUGUGUGUACCGUCUAGCUAUCGGUCAAUGUGUGAUCCGGCCCAUGCUUCAGAUCUAAGAAAGUUUAGGUCCAAAUCAAAAACAUGGAAUUGUCACAAUGAUGCUAUGCCAAGAUUGGCUGGGAAAAACACGCUCAAACGAUUGGGUUUUAAUUAAUUGCUUUAUGUAUUCUUUCAUGUAAAUAAGUUGAUAUUUUUUUUUUUUUACUGAUUAUUUUUUUUUUUGCGUUUUAAUUUUAAUUUUUUUUUUACCAUUUAACCAAUUUUUUUCUAUUUUAAAACUGAUGUGUUAAGUAUUAAUUUAGAUCCCAGUGCAAUUUUGUAUAACUUUUGUGAUGCUAUAUAAUAGUAAAAGCACUGCUAGCUAAGUUUCCAAAAAAGAACAUUUAAUCGUCAGCUUUAGUGGUUUUAAUUAUUUUAUAUAAAUAGAUAGAUCGUUAAUAUAAAAUCAAAUGCAUAUAGUUUAUUAUGUACG
Melanaphis sacchari is the source of this 2444-nucleotide messenger RNA. RefSeq names its product M-phase inducer phosphatase-like. Gene Ontology annotation, cellular component: nucleus; cytoplasm. NCBI's taxonomy places the organism in Eukaryota, Metazoa, Arthropoda, Insecta, Hemiptera, Aphididae. Gene Ontology annotation, biological process: positive regulation of G2/M transition of mitotic cell cycle; G2/M transition of mitotic cell cycle; protein dephosphorylation. The transcript is spliced from 11 exons. The record is from RefSeq and is a predicted model, not a curated record. Bases 480 to 2126 code for a protein of 548 amino acids. Gene Ontology annotation, molecular function: protein tyrosine phosphatase activity.